Molecule: messenger RNA, 716 nt
Organism: Anguilla anguilla (European eel)
Lineage: Eukaryota; Metazoa; Chordata; Actinopteri; Anguilliformes; Anguillidae
Gene: selenok
Product: selenoprotein K
Exons: 5
Biological process (GO): endoplasmic reticulum calcium ion homeostasis; calcium ion transport
Cellular component (GO): endoplasmic reticulum membrane; Golgi apparatus
Source: RefSeq, a predicted model, not a curated record
UUAAAAAAGGCACGCCUUAACCGCCAUUAAAAAGCUAAAUAAGCCACGCCUUGACUAAUGACGCAUAUGCCGGAUACGGAACAGAUGUCCUCAGCGAUGCGACACUGACUCUAAAAUGGUGUACGUGUCUAACGGUCAGGUAUUGGACAGUCGGAACCAGUCUCCAUGGAGGUUAUCUUUUUUUAGUGACCUCUUCUGGGGCGCUGUGGAAUUUUUUGGAUUGUUCUUUCAAACACUCUUCCAGCCAGAUCUAUCAAAGAGUAACAACUCUGGCUCAUCUUCAAGGUUCAGUGAUGGCAGAGGCCCACCAGGGUUUCCUGGGGGCCGGAGACGGAUGGGGCGGAUAAACCAUGGUGGGGGUGGACCCAGUGCCCCACCAAUGGGUGGAGGAGGAUGAGGAAGGUAAAUGCCUACACUUUUGUGUAGGCGUUGAGUGCAGCAUGCCGGCUACAAGUGUUGGUGCUGAGGGUCCUGGGUAAUAGGAAACCGCAACACCUGCGCUGAUAUGGACGUGCGUGCAGCCUCAUCCUGAAGCUGCUUCUGCUUCUCGGCAGAUUUCUGAUGCUGCACUGGGAAAUCCUUCUCCAAGGGGCCAGAGCAGCUGAUUAGCAGCAUCUCAUUUCCUCCUCAGUUCUUCUCUUCUCACUCUCUAUCAUAAUUACUUUCUGAAAUCUGUGUUUUAUAUAGUAUAAUAAAAAGGACAUUUGGUUCAUGGA